Maylandia zebra (zebra mbuna) is the source of this 1532-nucleotide messenger RNA. The record is from RefSeq and is a predicted model, not a curated record. NCBI's taxonomy places the organism in Eukaryota, Metazoa, Chordata, Actinopteri, Cichliformes, Cichlidae.
UGAAGAGCCUCGCUGAGCUGAAGACGAUCAGAAAUGAAACCGUGAGCGAGCUUUUCAGCGUCUCGCUCGUCAGAGCUCUCGCCGUCGCUGACUUCAGUCCAGUCAGAGUGAAAUCCUGGUUUCUGUGUUUCUGUCUGUGUCCUCAGUGAAACCAUCUGCCGUCAUGGUGGGAACCUCCCCAGCUCCAAGCACACUGGCAUGACAGAGCUGUAGCAGAUGGAGUGGACUGUUAGAGAAGCUGCAGCUUUGAUUUUGUCCAAUAAAAACGUCUCUCCACAUCUGUCCCCCUCAGCCUUCAUCGGUCCACCUGAUGUGACUCUUCAUGUCACUGGGACAUCUUUGGAAGUCAGCAUUAAAGACCCAGUGUUCAAGCAGUCAGAACUGAGGGAGACGUACACCUCGGCCACCUAUAACAUCACCUACUGGAAGAGCAGCUCGAAGGAAGAGGUGGGAACGCCGGUAGAAACAAUGAGUGACAUGAUGCAGGACCGAGUGGUUCUUAGUGACCUGGACCCGCUGAGCGAAUACUGCGUCCAGGUCCAAAUCAUCACCAACAUGAACCCCAGACCGAGCGAGUACAGCGACGUCGUCUGUGAGCGCACCGGUGACGUGGAUGCAGCUCCGUGGGUGGCGGCCGUGGUGACGUUUGUGGUCAUGGCCACGGUGGUGGCUCUGGUGGUGACUCUGGUGGUCUACUGGAAACAAAUCUCCAAGUUCCUGUGCCCAGAAGUCGUGCUGCCGCCACACUUUAAAGAGUCUCUGCUGCUGAAUGAUCCCAACUCCAUCUACCCAGUCUCGCUGCCCUCUGAGCACUGCGACCACGUCAGCAUCGUAGCAGACCACAGGACUGAGGAGGAAGGAGGGUGCAGCACUCAGCCUGAUACCUCACAGGAUGGGGGCUAGGAGGCGCAGGAGGGGGUGGGAUGCACUUUAAAGACUCUGAGAAUCGGCCUCUGACUGUGAGGUUUUAGAGCUGUGAACUCUGCAGCAGUGAAGUGAUGAAGACGAGCAAGAACAGGUGAAGCUGGCCCAGGUGAAGCUGUUCCCACUGUCACAGGCUGCUGUUUAUACUUUAAUAGUUUAUUCAUGUCAAUGUAAAUGUUUUGCUUUCUACUGGUUUUUUAAUGGUUUUAAUGGUCGGAGGUUAACCGAAGCCUCUGCUGCUCCUGCUCGUAGGAACCAGGUGACCCGAUGCUGGGCUGUACUGAGACAGUCUGGGUCUUUUACUGCUCUGUCUUCGUAGCCCAGUUUAAUUACGUGUUCAGUAACUGGAUUACAACAUAACUACAUGUGAAGGUGUAGCCCUGCAGGCUGUGUGUUUGGGUGUAGUAAUAACUGAUGUGGGGAUGAGGUUGGCUUGGGUUUGCCACCAGCUGCUGUGAGACCUCGCCGUCCUCUGCUGUUUCCAGCGGGUUCACCUUGGAUCUCCAUCAGGCAGGAUUCGGGCCGUCCAGCAGAACUUAUGAUGAAGAAGUGUGAACACUGUAAAUACUCUGAUUUAUUUCUAAUAAAAGUCUUUGUGACGGAUGAAA